GGAGGCUGGAAGCGCCGGAGGAGCCCCUCUUCGUGCGCAGCGAUGCUGGUGAGCGGGAUUGCACGGGGGGAGCCUCAAAACAAAGGAUACAUCUGGGGUGUCAAGUCUGACUGAGAACCAUCUGAAGUAUCACUGGAAAAAGCUGAGGAGCAGAUGCAGGAGCAGAGACUGAGGAGUCAAGAUGGAGCAAAGAGACAAGAGGAGCGACAGAUGCACACAGGGGACAAACCUUAUAAAUGCUUGGAGUGUGGAAAGAGCUUCAGUUGGAGUAGCACCCUUAGGGAACAUGAAAGAACUCACACAGGGGACAAACCUUAUAAAUGCUUUGAGUGCGGAAAGAGCUUCAGUAAGAGUAGCUACCUUACUUCGCAUCAAAGAAUUCACACAGGGGACAGACCAUAUCAAUGCUUGGAGUGUGGAAAAAGCUUCAGUCAGAGUGGCCACCUUUCUUCACAUCACAGAACUCACACAGGGGACAAACCUUAUAAAUGCUUGGAAUGUGGAAAGAGCUUCAGUCGAAGUGGCAACCUUACUUUGCAUCAAAGAACUCACACAGGAGACAAACCUUAUGAAUGCAUGGCGUGUGGAAAGAGCUUCAGUCAGAGUGGCCACCUUACUUUGCAUCAAAGAACUCACACAGGGGACAAACCUUAUACAUGCUUGGAGUGUGGAAAGAGCUUCAGUCAGAUUAACACCCUUAGGGAACAUGAAAGAACUCACACAGGGGACAAACCUUAUAAAUGCUUGGAGUGUGGAAAGUGCUUCAGUUGUAGUCGCGCCCUUACUUCACAUCAAAGAACUCACAUAGGGGACAAACCUUAUAAAUGCUUGGAGUGUGGAAAGAGCUUCAGGUGGAGUAACAAACUUACUUCGCAUCAAAGAACUCACAAAGGGGACAAACCUUAUAAAUGCUUGGAGUGUGGAAAAAGCUUCAGGUGGAGUAGCAACCUUACUUUGCAUCACAGAAGUCAUACAGGGGACAAAACUUAUACAUGCAUCAAGUGUGGAAAGAGCUUCAGUCAGAGUAGCUACCUUACUUCGCAUCAAAGAACUCACACAGGGGACAGACCUUAUAAAUGCUUUGAGUGUGGAAAGAACUUCAGUCACAGUGGCACCCUUACUUCGCAUCAAAGAACUCACACAGGGGACAAACCUUAUAAAUGCAAGGAGUGUGGAAAGAGCUUCAGGUGGCGUUCUGCCCUUACUUCGCAUCAAAGAACUCACACAGGGGACAAACCUUAUAAAUGCAAGGAGUGUGGAAGGAGCUUCAGUGACAGUAGCGCCCUUAUUUCACAUCAAAGAACUCACACAGGUUACAAACCUUAUAAAUGCUUGGAGUGUGGAAAGAGCUUCAGUCGGAGUAACACCCUUACUUUGCAUCAAAGAACUCACACAGGGGACAAACUUUAUAAAUGUUAUGAGUGUGGAAAGAACUUCAUGUGGAGUAGUGCCCUUACUUCGCAUCAAAGAUGUCACACAGGGGACAAACCUUAUAAAUGCUUGGAGUGUGGAAAGAGCUUCAGUCAGAGUAGCCACCUUACUUCACAUCAAAGAACUCACACAGGGGACAAACCUUAUGAAUGCUUGAAGUGUGGAAAGAGAUUCAGUCGGAGUGACCGACUUAUUUUGCAUCAAAGAACUCACACAGGGGACAAACCUUAUAGAUGCCUGGAGUGUGGAAAGACCUUCAGUCAGGGUGGAAACCUUACUUUGCAUCAAAGAAGUCACACAGGGGACAAACCUUAUAAAUGUUUGGAGUGUGGAAAGACCUUCAGGUGGAGUAGCACCUUUACUCAACAUCAAAGAAUUCACACGGGACAUACCUUAUAAAUCUUUAGAGUGUGGAAAGAACUUCAGUGACAGCCACACCCUUACUUCGCAUUACAAAACUCAUAUAGGGGACAAACCUUAUCAAUGUUUUGCAUGUGGAAAGAGCUGUAGUUGGAUUAGCGCCUUUACUCAACAUCAACAGGGGACAUACCUUAUAAAUGCUUGUAGUGUGGAAAGAGCUUCAGUCAGAGUAGCUACCUUACUUCGCAUCAAAGAACUCACACAGGGGACAAACCCUAUAAAUGUUUUGAGUGUGGAAAGAGCUUCAGUUGGAGUACCGCCUUUACUUCGCAUCAAAGAACUCACACAGGGGACAGACCUUAUAAAUGCUUUGAGUGUGGAAAGAACUUCAGUCAGAGUGGCACCCUUACUUCGCAUCAAAGAACUCACACAGGGGACAAACCUUAUAAAUGCUUGUAGUGUGGAAAGAGCUUCAGUCAGAGUAGCUACCUUACUUCGCAUCAAAGAACUCACACAGGGGACAAACCCUAUAAAUGUUUUGAGUGUGGUAAGAGCUUCAGUUGGAGUACCGCCUUUACUUCGCAUCAAAGAACUCACACAGGGGACAAACCUUAUAAAUGCAAGGAGUGUGGAAAGAGCUGCAGUCAGAGUGGCACCCUUACAUUGCAUCAAAGAACUCACAGAGGGGACAAACCAUAUCAAUGCUUGGAGUGUGGAAAGAGCUUCAGUCGGAGUAGUGCCCUUACUUCGCAUCAAAGAUGUCACACAGGGGACAAACCUUAUAAAUGCUUUGAGUGUAGAAAGAGCUUUAGUCAGAGUAGCAACCUUUCUUCGCAUCAAAGAACUCACACAGGAGACAAACCUUAUACCUGCUUGUAGUGUUGAAAGACCUUUCAUCAGAAUGGCUACCUUCAGGCACAUCAAAGGAUCCGUUCAAAGGAAGAGAUGUAUAGAUGCUUUGAAUUUGGACAAAGCUUUAAGCGGAGUUCAACUCUUUCUGUGCAUCAAUGGAUCCAUAUGGGGAAGCCAGGCUACCAACAGGAUUUUUAUGGGGAGUUUCAGACCCCUGACAAUCUUCUUCUCUUAGCUUAACCACAGACUGUUAUACUUCCCUUCACCCAGGGCUGUGAAGUCAGAAUCGUGAAGUGGGAGUGGGAGUCGGAAGUAAUUUUGGUUGGAGUUGCAGUCUGUAGAAAUGUAUUGACUCCGACUCCGGCUUCAAAAUAAAAUUAAUAUUUUAAUAGAAUAGUUACA
Messenger RNA from Rhineura floridana, 3045 nucleotides. RefSeq names its product zinc finger protein 420-like. The transcript is spliced from 2 exons. The coding region runs from base 154 to 1830 and encodes 558 amino acids. NCBI's taxonomy places the organism in Eukaryota, Metazoa, Chordata, Lepidosauria, Squamata, Rhineuridae. The record is from RefSeq and is a predicted model, not a curated record. Gene Ontology annotation, molecular function: DNA-binding transcription factor activity; RNA polymerase II cis-regulatory region sequence-specific DNA binding. Gene Ontology annotation, biological process: regulation of transcription by RNA polymerase II.